UAGAUAUUUCGCAUGAUUUGGCGUGUGCAACAGAUAGCCAAGAUUUGGAAGUGAGGGAGUGGAUCUAAUGAGGGGCGGAGAAAGGCCCAGAGAACGAUGGCAGUGAACUACAAACAUGACUGUCGUAUCUCUGGUAAUGUAUGCCCUGGCCAAUGCAGUCAUGUUUCUUCUGUAUUGGCUGUAUCAGAGGAACUCCACACAAAAAUCAGACACGGAUGAUCAGACGGACGAUUCAGCCAGCAGACGUAAAAGGCUGAAGAGGAAGCCAUCCCUCUUCACAAUGCUUGGUCUGGACGUAGAAAUCCACAAACAUUACUACGCCAUUGAUGAUCAUUUUCGAUCGUUUUCGGAGGUUAGUGAUGCUUGUAAGAGGGCAGGACUAGAACACUGUGGAUUAAUUGUUGGUGUGGAUUUCACGGCUAGUAACGAGUGGCAGGGAAGAAAGUCUUUCAGUGGAAAUUGUCUGCACAAAAUUGUGCAUGGCAAGAUAUAUAACCCUUAUCAAAAAGUAAUCUCUAUCAUAGCUCAAACUUUAGAACCUUUUGAUGAUGAUAACUAUAUUCCUGCCUAUGGAUUUGGUGACACCAAAACAUUAGGAGAUUCUGUGUUUCCCUUUGUCAGUGAUGAUUCUCAGUGUAAGGGGUUCUCAGAGGUGUUGGACCGAUACAGUGAUAUUGCCACUAAAGUGAUGUUCAGUGGGCCAACAAAUUUUGCACCCAUCAUUCAUAAAGCAAUAGAAAUAGUGAAAGCUUCCCAUAAGUAUCACAUACUUAUAAUAAUAGCUGACGGACAGGUCAAUGAACAACAGAAGACAGUGGACGCUAUCGUAGAGGCCUCAGACUACCCCCUCAGUAUAGUGGUGGUGGGGGUGGGAGAUGGCCCCUGGGACACUAUGGACGAGUUUGACGACUGCCUUCCCAACAGAAAGUUUGAUAAUUUUCAGUUUGUGGAUUAUCAUUCUGUGACAUCUAAAGUCAAGCAUCCCGAUGCAAAUUUUGCCCUUCAUGCACUUAUGGAAAUACCACUUCAGUACAGGACUAUCAAAAAGCUGGGCUAUAUUGACGAGUACACAAAUGGUUCUGUUAUAAAUAAGAAACAUACAGAUGUAUAAGAUUGAUGAAUUUAAUGUGUCUUGGGGAAUAAAUCAUGGUGCUUCUUAUUGAUUUAGUAGAAUAGCUUCCAUUCAUAAAAGUCACAUUUGAAAUUGAUUCAAUUGAAGGUGCAAAUUUGGAACAUUUUUUUUUUUUUUAUAAUUAUAGCUAUGCACCAUGAUGUUGUCAAGAUAUCAGUUAUUUCAAUUAGCCUUCAUGAAUAUCAUUAAUUUGGCCGGUAUAUGAAAUAAUCAAGAUUAAAAUUUCCCUCUGUUUAUAAUUAAAUUGUGUUUUGCUUAUUUUUAUUUACCGGGUAGUUUUUGUGGAAGAUCUGUUUAAUUUCUCUUUAAGACAUGACACAUAGAACUGACACAUACUGAUUGCGUAAUCAAAAGACUUCAAUAUUUAUCACAUUGUUUUUUUUGUUUGUUUUUUGUUUAUUCUGGUGUGAUGUUAUAUUUAUGAAUUUUCUAUCGCUGUGUUUUAUCCAUCCUCAAAUAUAUGUCAAUGUGUAUUUUGUUCAGUGUACAUUUUAAUGUUAGUACAUACAUGUGUUUAUUUAUGAUUUAGCCAUGUACAUAUGCUACAUGUAUAGUCAAUGGGCAAAAAUGAAUACUUUUUGUAAUCAGGGUAUGAUAACUGACUGAAAUGAAACUAAAAUUUCAGUAUUGCAUUUUUUUCUUGUUCAUGGAGUCUAACAAAAAGAAUAGUGACACAAUUUUUCCAAGUUGUACUUAAUUUUUUUUUAUUGUAUUAUGAAAAAGAAGAAUUGAAUAGUUGUUUUCAAUGUUCAUUUUCUAAACAAUUAAAGAACAGGGAUUUUUCAUCUGUUUUCAGAAUGCCCUCUUCCCCCUUUUUUUGAAAAUCAAUCUUGAUGACAUGUAUUAUUAUUCUGUGAAUUUCACAGUGAGUUAUUUGAUUUUAAGUGUGAUACCAGCUGAUGCAGUUAAUUGUGAAAAAUAAGAAGGAAGAAUUUUAAAACCUCAAACUUCCAGAUGAUUUUAUCUGGUAAAACCAGUAUUAAAUCGUAUUUUGAUAUUCUGAAGGAAACAAAUGCUUUACUUUUUUUGUUCACUGUCAUAAAAAAUUCUCUUAACUAAUGGAUAAAAAAACAAACAAACAAAAUACAUAUGCUGUUUAAAUAUUCCAAAGACUGAUUAAUAUGUCACUGUUCCAUCAUCUGUGGUAUUCUUAAAUAGAGUAUUCAGCAAUAAUUUGCUCAAAUUGUUUUAGAGGGUGGGUUUACAGUAUCCAAAAAGGGGGCAUCUGUACUGACAGUCUGUCAGUCUAUACAGUUAGCUCCCUUGGCAAAAGUUAAGGAUUGAACAUGUAUUGAUAUUUUUCAGUGGAUUUACAAAUAAGGAGAGUUAAAUUGCAUUUGUAGCAGUUAUCAUUGAUUGAAGUUUUAAGCAAAACUGUAUAUUAUAAUAAUAUUGAGAAAUAAGCAUACAGAUGUAAAUCUUGAUUUCUAGCAGCCUCAGUGAUAAGUUCAUUGUGCAUACAUCAAUAUUUAAUUUAUAUUUUAAACUUUAUAACUUAUGCAUUUGAAGUUUCUCAGGUACUGCAAAAUAUCAACAUUCCUUUCUGUUGGUCUCAAAAGAAUUAGCUUUAAUACAUGAAGUACUUAACAUGCUUAAGAAGCAAUUAUUUAUAUUUUGUGAUGUAAACAGUCAACCACUUUAUUGUGUGUUCAUAUUUGGGUACUUACUGCUGAUCAAUGUAGACAUUUUUAUGAUAUAUCUUUAGGUAAGUAAAAAUUAUGUAUUGUAUUAAUGAAUAUAUAAGUAAUUUGCUACAUUUUUGGUCCUAAUAAAUUGCUAUUUGGAAAUAUAUUUUAAAAAGUUCUUUAUACAUAUAUAUUUGUAUAGCCCAUAGUAAACUGAUUAUAUUUUCAUGUACAUGUAUAAUGCAAACAUUUUAUUAAUCAGUAGAAUGGGUUUUAAAUGGUUUUCUUUAGCUGUAGAUAUUUCAUGUACAUUAUUUUCACAAGGAGAGGAAUUCUGUCAUGCAUUCCAAAAGGUGACAUUUCUCCUCUUUUGUGAUGGGAUUAUUUUGUUGCUUUUUUACUUUAGAUUUAUUUUCUUUGCAUUGUAAAUCAGGUCUUGUUAUUUGCCAUUGAAAAACAAAUAUUUACCCAUGUAAUUGUUUUUUUAAUUGUGUUCAUGUUAAGCCUCAGAUUUGUUAUUUAUGUUAUCUUCUAUAAAUAAAACAAUCGUUGCU
Molecule: messenger RNA, 3311 nt
Organism: Saccostrea echinata
Lineage: Eukaryota; Metazoa; Mollusca; Bivalvia; Ostreida; Ostreidae
Exons: 3
Coding region: 116-1111 (331 amino acids)
Source: RefSeq, a predicted model, not a curated record